Messenger RNA from Ziziphus jujuba (common jujube), 1072 nucleotides. RefSeq lists its product as uncharacterized. The record is from RefSeq and is a predicted model, not a curated record. The coding region runs from base 173 to 934 and encodes 253 amino acids. Gene Ontology annotation, molecular function: mRNA binding. NCBI's taxonomy places the organism in Eukaryota, Viridiplantae, Streptophyta, Magnoliopsida, Rosales, Rhamnaceae. The transcript is spliced from 6 exons.
CUCGUCCUAAAGCCUCCACCUUUCACGGUUUCACGUAUUAGUUUGCUGAGUGGCUAUUUUGCUCUUUCUCCUUUCCUUUUCUGUUGACAGAAAGCUCGGAAUUAUAGGGACCCUCAAUACGACGCCGUGUAAUCUCUCUGUGAUUCCACGAAUCUUCCCCUCAUCGUCGUCGAUGGCGACCCCGCCUUCUUCUGGGCCUCCCUCAUCUUCCGCAUCGUCUUCCCAAUUCACAUAUUCCAAUGGCUCCUCGUACUUUCCCCUCCCUUUUCACCUACAGCAAUCUCCUGCCGUCUCCCAAUAUCCGGCCCCUUACGCCGCCGCUCCGCCCUCUGUGCAGCCGGUCCCGAUUCCGGCACCGCCCGUCGUAUAUCCAGCUUCGGCUCCUGUUGCCGGCGUCUACACUCUCCCUCAGUACCAGCAGGCCCAGCAAUUGUUUCAAAGGGAUGCACAGACUAUUACACCAGAAGCUCUAGAGAGUGUCAAAGCAGCACUUGCAAACAGUGAAAUUGAACACAAAGCAGAAGCCAAGAAAAAAGCAGUCCCUCGUAAAGCUGCUGGGCAAUCUUGGGAAGAUCCCACUCUUGCUGAAUGGCCAGAAAAUGACUAUCGCUUAUUCUGUGGUGAUCUCGGUAAUGAGGUGAAUGAUGAUGUUCUUUCAAAAGCUUUUUCUCGAUUUCCUUCCUUUAACAUGGCUAGAGUUGUCAGAGAUAAGAGGACUGGCAAAACCAAGGGCUAUGGAUUUGUUAGCUUUGCCAACCCUUCUGACCUUGCUGCAGCACUUAAAGAAAUGAAUGGUAAGUAUGUAGGAAAUCGGCCUAUCAAACUACGCAAGAGCAAUUGGAGGGAGAGAACUGAUUUUGAAGCCGUAGAAAGACAAAAGAACAACACACAUAAGAAACCGAAGCUAUCCAAGAAGAGCAUAUUUCACAAGUGAUGAUGGUGGAAGGCAAAAGCAAAUUGUUUUUCCUUUGUAUCUUUUGCUUUCAAUUUCUCUUGUUAUGUUGUUCAAGCAGUUGUAGUAGUGCGAAACAAUGUUAAAAAUGUCAAUGGAUGAUAAGCAGCUUAAAAGGUU